CUAGUGGGCCCGGUGUGGUGCCGCCAUACUGUCCGGUUCAGCCGCGCUGGCGGUGGGGAGUAAGCGGGCAUUCAGAGAGGAUGCUGAGGCCUGCCUAUCCCACCAAACACCCAUUAUUAACCCGGGGCUACUAGGCUGGUCCGGGCUAUGGCUGCACCUAUUGCACAUUUCGACGAAGACUGGCCGAUUUUGGGUGAUUUGAGCAUGGUUUCAGACAAGCGGCUGCAGCUGCCGCAGAAAGGCCGAGUAGAGAGCGCCUCUGCGGGGGGAGCAGCGCCGCAGCUCCUCCUGGGUGAUGAUGAUAUCCCAGAGCUGCAGGACGGUAGCUUCUCCCCGGGGGAAACCGGGAUUUUCAGGUCCAUGGAGGACCUAGUGAACGAUUUUGACGAUAAAUUAUCUGUGUGCUUUCAAAAUUUUAACGCAAAAACGGACAGCAUCGCUCCUGUGAGUGUGUUAACAGAGGAGUCCCUGCUGGAGAAAGACGAAAUCUGGAAGGUUUUAACCCGUAACUAUGGGCAUGUGAUGCCGGUGGAUUGGAAACAGUCCCGAACAUGCUCCCUCCACAAACCAUCAUUCAACCUGGAGCAGAAGCCUAGAAUGACUGAUGUCACCGCAGAGCUGUUGGACGAUGAGGAGCUGAGGGAGCAGCUGGACAUGCACUCCAUCAUCAUCUCCUCCCUCGCAGAGGAGCCGCUUUUCACAGCCGAGCAAGUUAUCGAGGAGAUAGAGGAGAUGAUGCAGGACUCUCCUGACAUGGAGGCAGGCCACAACCCUUCUCAGUUGGACCUCUCGAUGCUCUCCCUCGACAUCCAGCGCUGCACCAGGAGACCCAGCUACGAGUCCAGAGUGAGGACUCUGAGUGUUGCGGAGCUGAAUGAACGCCUGGAGGAGAUGGAGACAAACAUCAGGAGGUUCUCAGAGGAGCUGGUUCUGCAGCUGGCUCUCAGGGACGAGCUUGACUUUGAGAAGGAGGUGAAGAACAGCUUCAUCUCAGCGCUCAUUGAUGUACAGAACAGACAGAAGGAGCAUCGGGAGCUACUGAAGAAGAAGAAGAAACUUAAAGCCGGGACGUCGCAGGGACACGCAGAGAAGAACCUGGGAUCACGCUUCAGCAUGGAGGGAAUCUCCUCUGUCAUUCAGAGCAGCUUCCGGCAAACUUUUGGGAGCGGGUGCAGUGAAAGACAGUAUUUGACCACAGUCAUCCCAUAUGAGAAAAAGGGGAACCCUCCCUCCCUUGAGGACCUCCAGAUCCUGACAAAGAUCCUACAAGCUAUGAGAGACGACAGUGACAAGGUGCCCAGUCUCUUAACAGACUAUAUUCUCAAAGCUCUGGUGUGAGCGAUGGAUGCAGAGUGCUUUGCCCAACAUAAGCCAGAGGGACGGUGCCCAACGCUGGAGAGACUUGCGAUAGUUUACCAUGGCAACAAGACGAAGAGGACUCAUUGUAUUUUUUGCAGACAUGAAGCACACUUUGAUUAGUUCCUGCAUGUUUUUACCUCAAUAUUUCUUUUUUUGUGUUCUUCUCUUCUUUCAGUUGUAUUUAUUUUGUGUUGAGCAUUGUGAUUUUGCUAACCUUGUGUGCUCCUGUCAUUUUAACUUAUUUUCAGUGAUUUGUCUGUAUUUCCCUGCACUCUGAAAGAGCAUCUUAAAAAUGUUAAAUUAUAAAAGAAAAAACAAAGCUGCUCUGUUUUGUAACUGAGCUCUGCUUGCUGGUAAUAAGUAUAGCAAAGGGCUUUGUAUUUAUCUUAAAUUAUUCACUAAUAACUGAGCAAUGAACAAAUGCACAAAGCACGUUGAAGUUGCAGUAAUAAAGGUGCUUUUGAAGCAUCGUCAUUGUAAAGCAUAAACAGUAGAGUAUGAUUUUAAAAGGUUCUAACCAUCCCCAUGAGGGAAAUUUACUAAGUAUUACAGCAGCACAUAAGACAGUAGAGAGGUAUGAGGGAACAGGAUAAAGAUACAAAUUAAAAUAAUGCAAUAAUUAUAAAUAUAACCAGGAGGCAUAAACAUAAUGUGCAAAACCACCAUAUGAUUUAUGCAGCAGAUAAAGUAUUUAUCUGCCUUCAUCGCAGCAGAUCACUAUACAUCUUCAUUAAAUGGAAGAUAAAGUGCUGAGGAAAUGUUUGAACUGAAAAUAACAAACUGACUAACUAUGCAUUUGAAUUGUGACCCACACACUGUCUGUACUUCCUAGACGCUGUCUGUAACUCUGAAUCAGAGGCUUGAGCGUCGGCGUGCCUGCUGCGCACAGGGCAGCUUGUUAUUCUCUAUGUAUUCUUUUAUAUGUGCAAACUGCCUUUGGUCUUUGCCUGAACUUUUGUACAUUUUAAAUGACUUAUUUUCAAUGAAUGUGAAAUUGCUGGACUACUUACACAGCCUGCUUCAUUGUUAUUUAUUUUGUAAAUACUUUUUGGUUAAAAUAUAUUGAUAAAGAGCG
Eleginops maclovinus (Patagonian blennie) is the source of this 2434-nucleotide messenger RNA. RefSeq names its product fasciculation and elongation protein zeta 2a (gene fez2a). The transcript has 10 exons. The record is from RefSeq and is a predicted model, not a curated record. Lineage: Eukaryota; Metazoa; Chordata; Actinopteri; Perciformes; Eleginopidae. Gene Ontology annotation, cellular component: axon; cytoplasm. Bases 148 to 1338 code for a protein of 396 amino acids.